Blepharisma stoltei is the source of this 681-nucleotide messenger RNA. Lineage: Eukaryota; Ciliophora; Heterotrichea; Heterotrichida; Blepharismidae. The record is from the annotation of a GenBank genome assembly.
AUGAUGGAUUGGAAAGGAGCGAUGACGUCUGCAGGCGGGUACUGGAAGCCACCGAAACCAAAACGAAGCUGCUGAGAUCUCUGUUUUGGAGGUCCUGAAUGGAUAGAAGAAGUUCCAGCCUCCAGCUCAGUUCACCAGAAAGAAAAGCAAGGCAAACAAUACUGGACAAAAGAAGAAGACAAAAAACUGAUAAAACUCGUGGGGAAGCUGGGCUAUGACUGAGAAACUAUUUCAAGAAAAUUUUCUGGAAAAACUGCAAUUCAAUGCUCACGCAGAUGGAACAACAAGCUAGACCCAAGCAUCAAAAGAACGCCUUGGACUGCUGACGAAGAUGUCGUGCUAAAACGCUUGGUUUUAGAACUCGGCUAUAAUUGGGAUGAAAUUCGAAAAUAUUUAGACGGUAGGUCAGCACAUGGCGUAAAACAUAGGUUUCUGUCCUAUAUCCAGCCACAGCUUUCUCGAGAAGAAAUUCAAGCUAUUGAAAGAGUCAACUCUGGGCUGGCAACUGAAGAGAACAAAGAAAAUAAUAAUGUGAGUGAAUAUAUGGAUCUUGAUGGCGGGAAGGAUGCUGAACUCCAACGAUUGAAUAAAUUGAUGGAAGAACUGCAUGCUGUGAUGCUUAGAACCAAUGAACAAAUCAGCUCUCUUGAAACGGAAAUGUACCAACCUGGGAUCAAUUAA